AUGAUUGCACAAGUGUUGAAAAUCCUCUGUUUUGCGGCUCUUUUGGCCAAAACUUCUGCUAGGAGUAAAGUCGAAAAUGUGGAAGGCCUUUGUACGCCAGAAAACGACCCCGGCUGCGAUCACAUUUGCGUCAUGAAUCCUCUUUACGGCGCGCUCUGCAAUUGCCAUUUCGGAUACAAGCUUUAUGAAGAUAAGAAAACAUGCGUUCUAACUCGCGAAAUCCUCGAAGCUGGAGAGCGUGAGCUCGAAGAAAACUACGCCGUCCCUGUCGCCAUUAUCUGCCUUGUCGGCGCGCUAGUGAUUUUCAUCAUGUCGGCAGUCACGUGGUAUUGCGUCACUAGAACUCCUGAAAGCUAUCCUGCCUCGGUAAUCGUAUCGAAUUAUUAA
Messenger RNA from Oikopleura dioica, 387 nucleotides. NCBI's taxonomy places the organism in Eukaryota, Metazoa, Chordata, Appendicularia, Copelata, Oikopleuridae. The record is from the annotation of a GenBank genome assembly.